AUGGCCCCUCCACCACUUAAAAAGGAACCCUCUCACUUCGAGGUCCUCUCCUUAACCCCCACGUCGCUCGACGGCCAGGACCCCCCCACGCAGACCAAGACGGUCAAGCAGGCGUACCGGCGGGCCCUGCUCAGGCACCACCCGGAUAAGAGCCAGCAGGCCAAGGCGCAAGAUGCGCCGUCGGACCCUUCUUCGUCGUCGUCGUCCUCAAAGUCAAAAUCGUCAAACGGGAUGCACUACACCGUAGACCAGAUCACAGAGGCCUACACGGUGCUCAGCGACACGCGGCAGCGGCGCGAGUACGUGCGGUCCCUGAAGACUGAAUCGCACUCGACGUCCGGGGCUUUCACCACAUCAUCAAAUUCCUCCAGCAGCGCAAAGCAGAACUACACGUUCAACUAUAGCAGCAAUGGCGACAACGGCAGUAGCAGCGGCACCAAGGCCCAGUCUAACCAGCCUCAGUCCUCCACGGGCGUCGAGAGCAUAGACCUGGACGACGUGGCGUGGGACGGACGCAAGCAGCUGUGGCACCACGCGUGCGGGCGGUGCGGCACGGACCGCGGGUACUGUUUCCGGGAGCUGGACCUGGACGAGGUGGGCGAGGACGGGGAGCUGAUGGUGCAGUGCACGGGGUGUUCCCUGUGGCUGCGCGUGCUCUUCGACGAGGCCGAGGAGGACGGCGAGGAGGAGGAGGUUCGGGGGGACAGGGACGUCAGGUCGCAGAGGAGCGGCAGCCAGGGGGGUGGCGAUCUGAGGCAUACGACGAGCGGCAGCUCGGCUGGGAAGAGUGGUGGCUGGAGUUGGAAGUUCAACAUCGGAAUAUCCCUGGGGGGCAGCGCGAGCGCGAGCGCCAGCGCCGGACGAAAGUAA
Molecule: messenger RNA, 870 nt
Organism: Truncatella angustata
Lineage: Eukaryota; Fungi; Ascomycota; Sordariomycetes; Amphisphaeriales; Sporocadaceae
Exons: 1
Coding region: 1-870 (289 amino acids)
Biological process (GO): protein histidyl modification to diphthamide
Molecular function (GO): metal ion binding
Source: RefSeq, a predicted model, not a curated record